This is a messenger RNA of Plasmodium cynomolgi strain B, 642 nucleotides long. RefSeq names its product WD domain G-beta repeat domain containing protein. Gene Ontology annotation, molecular function: protein binding. The transcript is spliced from 8 exons. The record is from RefSeq and is a predicted model, not a curated record. Lineage: Eukaryota; Apicomplexa; Aconoidasida; Haemosporida; Plasmodiidae. Bases 1 to 642 code for a protein of 213 amino acids.
AUGCACUCCUUUUUAGGUCUUUCCUUUGAUGCCUUUGAUGGAUCCCCCGACAAAGUCCUCGUUACGUUUAGCAAUGGCGACGUGUGCCUCCUCGUUGAUGGAAAGGGCACCCAAUUAUGGAAGGCCCAUGAGUACCACGUGUGGACGUGCACAUUUAACGGAAGUGAAAACGUAGUGACAACAGGGUCUGACGAUUGCUCCUUCGCAAUUUGGGACCUCAGAACAACCACAGCACCGUCAGCAAGGAAUAUAAAGUCCCACUCGCAAGGCGUCACGGCGGUCAAAUUCGACAGCUUCCGUCAGCAGCUGUACACGGCAUCGUACGACAACAAGAUUCGCAUCUUCGACGCGCGAAAUGUUCAAGACCCCCUCCGAAUAGUCGACGUGAAGUCCAGCAUAUGGCGGCUUAAGUUUUUGUACAAAGGCACGGACGUGAACGAACUACUAGUUGCAGCCUGCGACGGCGGGGCUAAGUUAUUCAAGAAGAUCAACGACGAAUUCAUUUUUGAUAAGGGAAUCCGCAAUGGUAACGAACUGACCUACGGAAUUGAUGUCAUUGACCUUGCCGAUGUGGGAAAGGAAAAAAAAAAAAUAUACCUGUCUUGCUCUUUUUACAAUAAGGAAGUCCAAAUGUGGGUUUAG